This is a messenger RNA of Scomber scombrus (Atlantic mackerel), 963 nucleotides long. RefSeq names its product vesicle transport protein GOT1B-like. The coding region runs from base 98 to 514 and encodes 138 amino acids. The record is from RefSeq and is a predicted model, not a curated record. Gene Ontology annotation, biological process: endoplasmic reticulum to Golgi vesicle-mediated transport; retrograde transport, endosome to Golgi. Gene Ontology annotation, cellular component: endoplasmic reticulum; membrane. NCBI's taxonomy places the organism in Eukaryota, Metazoa, Chordata, Actinopteri, Scombriformes, Scombridae. The transcript is spliced from 5 exons.
CGCUGCGUCUUUUUGUAUCAACAGUUUAGUUAAAAUCUGCGUGUUUUCAUCGUCCGGAGCUUCGUGAGAGCAGAUUUACCCUCCUGCUGCCGCCACGAUGAUCUCACUCACGGACUCACAGAAGAUUGGCAUGGGGCUGACAGGCUUCGGCGUGUUCUUCCUCUUCUUUGGGAUGAUGCUGUUUUUUGACAAAGCUCUCCUCGCUAUUGGAAAUAUUCUGUUUGUCUCGGGCUUGUCCUUUGUCAUCGGCCUGGAGCGAACGUUCAGAUUCUUCUUCCAGAGGCACAAAGCGAAAGCCACCAGCUUCUUCCUGGGAGGAGUGUUUGUGGUUCUGAUCGGCUGGCCGAUCAUCGGAGUCGUUCUGGAGAUCUACGGUUUCUUCCUCUUAUUCAGGGGAUUCUUCCCGGUGGCAGUAGGCUUCAUCAGACGAGUACCUGUGCUCGGUUCUUUGCUCAGUUUACCAGGGAUCAGUACUCUGGUGGACAAAAUUGGCGAGAGCAACACCAUGGUAUAACAGCUGGCUGCUUCUGCAUUAGAGGAGGAUUUAAGUAUUUAUCAUAGUAUCUAAUACUGACUGUAUCUUUUGGUCAUUGCCACUCCAGAACUGUGAAGCCAAACUUUAUUUUUUCUGCACAAAGACACAAGUUUAUCUGUGGACAUCUUGAAAUUUCUUCUGUCAGGAGGAAGUAGUUUUGCGUCUGACCGCCACUGGACAACUUUACCACAGAACUUUUUUAUUUUUAAGGCUGGAGUCUCUCUUUUUGUAUCAUUCCUGUUUGAUAUUUAUGGACUAAUAACUUGGGACCACUGGAUCAACUCAGCCGAGCAGCACGAGCCCUUUACAGCAUCCAGUCCUCCAGAUUGUGUGCCUGAACAGUCACUGAGAGCAUUAUUUUGGGUUCCUCUAUGAAGUGUUACUGAGAUUUUGUACAUUAAAAAUAAAUAAGGUUGAGCUAAAUGUUA